AGAAGUAAGGGACCGCGUCGAACGCAACCUUGUCUGACUCACGUCGCCGAAACGUCUCUUGUCCCCGUCUCUCGCUGCUUGGGCAACCCAAGUAAUAGCGCCUCCAGUUGGCGGCGCUUCCCAGAGAGAUUAUCUGGUCGGCCCCUCCGGUGCGGUACCCCACACCCGGCACCAUGUCGCUACAGAGCAGCGGGCGGCAGCAGAGAGAGGCACGCGGCGCCAACGCAAGGGCGGAGGGGCAGCAGCAGCAGCAGGAGGAGGAACGCCGGGAGGUGACCCUCUUCCGCGAGUACCUGCGCAUCCGCACCGUGCACCCCGAACCCGACUACGACUCUGCUAUUGCAUUUUUGGAGCGCGUGGCCAUCGAUCUUGACCUUCCAUUGAAGAAGUAUGAGCUGGAGCCCUCUCUCAUUGCCGUGGUGAUCACGUGGGAGGGCAGCAACCCCGCUCUGCGCUCCGUGCUGCUGAACUCCCACACGGACGUGGUCCCUGCCUUCCAGGAGCAUUGGCAGUACGACCCGUUCGAGGCGGUGAAGGACGCCGAGGGGAACAUCUAUGGCCGCGGAGCACAGGACAUGAAGAGCGUGGGCAUCCAAUACGUCGAAGCAAUCCGGAGACUGCGCGACGAGGGGAAGCGCUUUCCACGCACGCUGCACCUGCUGUUUGUCCCCGAUGAGGAGGUCGGAGGAUUUCGUGGGAUGAGUCUUUUCGUUAAGAGCCCAGAGUUCAAAGCCUUGAACGUGGGAUUUGUUCUGGACGAAGGCCUAGCCAAUCCCACAGAUGCGUACACAGUGUUCUACGGGGAGCGCAGCUGCUGGUGGGUCACCGUGAAGUGCACUGGCCACCCGGGCCAUGGCUCACGCUUCAUCACCAACACCGCCGCCGAGAAACUGCAAAAGAUUAUAAACGCCUUCCUGGGCUUCAGAGAAAAGGAGAAGGCAAGGCUGGACUGCAGUGCGUGCAUGACGCUAGGUGAUGUCACCACCGUGAACCUAACCAUGGUGCAUGGCGGAGUGCAGUACAACGUGGUGCCCGCGGAGCUGGCCGCCAGCUUCGAUAUCCGUGUGCCUCCCGCUGUCGACCUGCAGGCGUUCGAGCAGCAGCUGGAGAGCUGGUGCCGCGAGGCCGGGGACGGCGUCACCUACGAGUUUGCCCAGAAGGGAAUGGACCAGAGCGUGACGUCUACGAGCGAGUCGGAUCCCUGGUGGGGCGCCUUCUCUGCUGUCUGCCGCGACAUGAACCUGGACGUGAAGACAGAAAUCUUCCCUGCCGCAACCGACAGCCGCUAUCUGCGCGAGAUUGGACUCCCGGCAAUCGGCUUCUCUCCGAUGAACCGCACACCCAUCCUGCUCCACGACCACAACGAGUUUGUGAGCGAAGCCGUGUUCCUGCGUGGCAUCGACGUGUACGCGGGCAUCCUGCCAGCCCUGGCCAGCGUGCCCGCAGUGCCCGCCGAGCAAUGAUUGCCCGCCGGCUCGUCUACGCCACGCUUCCUAUAUCAAACCUCGACGUGAAAGGCUGGAAACCCGUUGAUACAUUUCCUAUAUCAAACACUGCCUGAAACAUUGAAACCUGUUCAUACACUUCCUGUGUAAAACAAUCUACCUGAAAACUCAGUUCCACGACUCAAACUGAAGGAAUCUGAAACAACCUGCUAAUAACAUUUGUCCAGGACUGUCUGUAACUGAAGGAAUCUGAAACAACCUAAUAACAUUUGUCCAGGACUGUCUGUAACUGAAGGAAUCUGAAACAACCUAAUAACAUUUGUCCAGGACUGUCUGUAACUGAAGGAAUCUGAAACAACCUAAUAACAUUUGUCCAGGACUGUCUGUAACUGAAAGGAAAUCUGAAACAACUUAAUAACAUUUGUCCAGGACUGUCAGUAACUGAAGGAAUCUGAAACAACCUGCUAAUAACGUUUCUUGACUCUCUCUGCCUGAAAAUUUAAAUAUAAAUAUGAUCACACACGAGCCAGUAAUGCACCUUUAAAAUGUAAUGUAUAUCCUCGAAAUUUGGAAAACACCAUAACCAGUUAACCAAUUUACAUAAAGCAUCAAAUGUCAACACUGUAAAAUUACUAUUUGCCUUGAACUCGUAGAUAACAUUUGCAAACUUAUUAAAUGGCUAUGGCCCAAAGCAUGGCUCGUGUUUGCACACCUG
Messenger RNA from Petromyzon marinus (sea lamprey), 2160 nucleotides. RefSeq names its product aminoacylase 1 (gene ACY1). Gene Ontology annotation, cellular component: cytoplasm. The record is from RefSeq and is a predicted model, not a curated record. NCBI's taxonomy places the organism in Eukaryota, Metazoa, Chordata, Hyperoartia, Petromyzontiformes, Petromyzontidae. Gene Ontology annotation, biological process: amino acid metabolic process. Gene Ontology annotation, molecular function: aminoacylase activity.